Molecule: messenger RNA, 1257 nt
Organism: Bacillus rossius redtenbacheri
Lineage: Eukaryota; Metazoa; Arthropoda; Insecta; Phasmatodea; Bacillidae
Exons: 3
Coding region: 97-648 (183 amino acids)
Source: RefSeq, a predicted model, not a curated record
ACCUUGACGACUAAGGUCCAAAACCAAUAGAAAAGGGAAACCGAAACAAUGAUACUAAUAGAUUUGUGUUAUUCGUUGUCCCGUGAGAUGUAGGCAAUGCACGAGACGUUAGCGAUGUUAUUUAGGGUCGAGCGACACGAGGCUGGCAGUGACCCCACGAGCGCCAGCACCACAACCAGCGUGGAGCUCCUAGACGACUUGCGGCAGGACCUGGUGAGCACGUCGCUGUCCGCACGGGACAGCACGGUGGUCGAGACACUGCGGCAGGAACUGCACGCCCUGCGUCACAGCUACAACGCCCUGCUGGAGAGUCGCGCCCGCUUGGAGAACCUGCUGGACCACGCACGGCUGUGCCGCGAUUGCUCAGCCCGCAGGGAGCGGGACAGCCAGCUCGACCAGGCCUGCUCCAACCCACACGCAUGUGUCUCGGAAGCUAGUCCCCAGGGACAAGCCAGCACCGCAAGCACUGCUGCUGGGGAGGAGGGCAAGAUGCGGUCGUACCAAGGCAGCACGCACGACUGUGAGCUAGAGGACGAGGGUACACAAAAACUGUUGCUGUGCCUGCUGGAUGCAUUACACGUGGUCAGCCAUGCCGCGCGGCGAAGCUCAGCGACUCUCCACAGCUCACUGGUGGCCCUGACACGGUGAGCUGGCUCUGCACCGCCCCUGCACCAUUGUGCUGGAUAAUCCGGGAUUCCUCCUCUUCCUCGCGCAUGGCUGGGCAGCAUGCAGGAUGAAGUACUUGUGGAUGUGCUAUGGAAGACAUUAUCACUCUACUUCUGAAGGACUUAUAUUUGGCAUGUCGCAGGCAACGUGUUGGUCUCAGCUCCAUGCGCUAUGCUUGUCCAGUUGGCUGUGCAAAGUACCCUUCUCCGCAGUACCGUUGUUCUUGGUUUCCAUCCAUAGGCACUAUUGCAGUUUAUUGUAGCAUUUGGAAAUGAUAAUCUUAGGAAAACAUUAUUUUUAUGUUGCCCAGCAUCACAAGCUGCUUCUUUUAAAACUUAUUUCAAACUCCUUUUUUUUUACAAGCGAGAUAUUUAAAAACCUCUAAUUGUGGGCUGUUUUAUUUGAAAAUGCUUAUAAACAUCACAUUACUUCCUGGAUGUUGUUAAGAGCUCUGCUUGGCCACAUGAAGCCCUUCUAUGAAACCAGCACCAGAACUCGUGCUGUCAACAGUUUGUGUAUGUACUCUUUACCUUUAUCUCUAACACAACUAAAUAAACUGGGAGUAAGGAAUCCUAAAAUUUAAAAUUAAAA